AUGUGGAAAUGGAUACUGACACAUUGUGCCUCAGCCUUUCCCCACCUGCCGAGCUGCUGUUGCUGCUUCUUGUUGCUCUUCUUGGUGUCUUCCGUCCCUGUCACCUGCCAAGCUCCUGGUCAGGACAUGGUGUCACCGGAGGCCACCAACUCCUCUUCCUCCUCCUCUUCCUCCUCCUCCUCGUCCUCCUCCUUGUCCUCUCCUUCCAGUGCAGGGAGGCAUGUGCGGAGCUACAAUCACCUCCAAGGAGAUGUCCGCUGGAGAAAGCUAUUCUCCUUCACCAAGUACUUUCUCAAGAUUGAGAAGAAUGGAAAGGUCAGCGGUACCAAGAAGGAGAACUGUCCGUACAGUAUCCUAGAGAUAACAUCAGUGGAAAUUGGAGUUGUUGCCGUCAAAGCCAUUAACAGCAACUAUUACUUAGCCAUGAACAAGAAGGGGAAACUCUAUGGCUCAAAAGAAUUUAACAAUGACUGUAAGCUGAAAGAGAGGAUAGAGGAAAACGGAUACAACACCUAUGCAUCCUUUAACUGGCAACACAAUGGAAGGCAAAUGUAUGUGGCAUUGAAUGGAAAAGGAGCUCCCAGGAGAGGACAAAAAACACGAAGGAAAAACACCUCUGCUCACUUCCUCCCAAUGGUAGUCCACUCAUAG
Molecule: messenger RNA, 651 nt
Organism: Cricetulus griseus (Chinese hamster)
Lineage: Eukaryota; Metazoa; Chordata; Mammalia; Rodentia; Cricetidae
Source: RefSeq, a predicted model, not a curated record